GGUUCGCUGGCAACCCGCCGCCCACGCCGCCGCCCGAGCCCGCGCAGGAGUACUGGGGCGGAGGCCACGACGACUGGGGCGAGGAGGAGUACGACGCCGACGAGUCGGCUGGGAAGGGCUCCUCCAAGCGCAACAAGAGGAAAGGUGGCAAGGGCGCUGGCAAGGCGGAGGAGAAGCGACGCGACAGCAAGGGCAAGAGCCAGGGCAAGGGCAAGGCCGACGGUUCCGAGACGUGUCAGCCACACUUGAUCAGAGGGGCCCUGGGGUCCCCCAGGCACCCUCGCAUCGAAGAGGAAAGAACGACACAGCGGUCCAGGCAGAUUCCUCGGAUCGGCGCUGCACCCCCCGGGCGGCGCUGUCGGCGCUGACCCUGGCGCUUGGAGCUUGCCAGAGAGGGGGUCCUGCAACGAUCCUAGACAUCCGCGCGGACCUCUGACAGCUUGUACCCAUUCUGAACUUCUGCUCCGAGCUUCCAUUCCGUACUUCCGUUCCGAGCUUCUGUACUUCCGUUCCGAGCUUCCGUUUUGUUUUUAUCCUUCGAUGCAGUGGGCACGCGCAGCAGUCCAUCAGCCGAUCAUGGUUUGCCGGGGAUGCGCUGUGCCUCUCCAUGCUGGAGGGGCGCGCAGCGAAAGCUCAGGGGUUCGCGAGCCCCGAAUCCAUAGAAUUCUGUUUCAUUUUCUUGCGCUCUCUGGUUUUCUUUGGUUUUCUUUGGUUUUCAAUCGAGUCUCUCGGUAUCGGAU
Molecule: messenger RNA, 740 nt
Organism: Prorocentrum cordatum
Lineage: Eukaryota; Dinophyceae; Prorocentrales; Prorocentraceae
Source: the annotation of a GenBank genome assembly